AUGGGCUCAUGUUAUUCUUAAGUUCCUUAUAUAUUUCCAGAUGGAGGUAUUUACGAUGGUGAAAUUAAAGAUGGACUUCCAGUAUAUUGUUAAGGUCAAUAUAGGAUGGAAAAGGCAAAAUUAUAUGGGAAAAUGGAAACUAAUUUGAAGGUUUUUUUGAAAAAGGUAAAAAAGUUAAAAAGGGAACAUUUAAAUGGAGUGAUUCUUCUCAUUAUGAGGGGGAAUUCUUAAAUGAGAAUUUUCAUGGUUAUGGUGAAUAUCGUUGGUACAAUGGCAACAUUUACAAAGGUAAUUGGGUGAAUGGUAAAAUGGAAGGAAAAGGUAUAUUUAAUUAUGAUGGUAAGGUUUAUGAUGGUAAUCAUUUGUAAAAUUAAUUAGGGGAAUUUAAAAAUGAUAAGAAAGAUGGAAUAGGAGAAUUAUUAUGGCCUAAUGGUUAGAUAUAUAUAGGUAAUUGGAAGAAUGGAAGAUAACAUGGAGAAGGAAAAUUAAUUGAAACAAAUGGAUAAGUUAUAGAGGGUAUUUGGGUUAAGGGCAAAAAAUAAUGA
Messenger RNA from Paramecium sonneborni, 545 nucleotides. The record is from the annotation of a GenBank genome assembly. NCBI's taxonomy places the organism in Eukaryota, Ciliophora, Oligohymenophorea, Peniculida, Parameciidae.